Penicillium antarcticum is the source of this 1269-nucleotide messenger RNA. It is a transcript of the gene cdpNPT, whose product is annotated as putative dimethylallyl tryptophan synthase. The transcript has 2 exons. Gene Ontology annotation, biological process: alkaloid metabolic process. The coding region runs from base 1 to 1269 and encodes 422 amino acids. Gene Ontology annotation, molecular function: transferase activity, transferring alkyl or aryl (other than methyl) groups. The record is from RefSeq and is a predicted model, not a curated record. NCBI's taxonomy places the organism in Eukaryota, Fungi, Ascomycota, Eurotiomycetes, Eurotiales, Aspergillaceae.
AUGACAGUCUCCUCUGCAGCCCAGUCUCUCGAGGCAGCCACUCCAGGGCCCAACAAAGCCCAUGAUACGCCAUAUCACACGCUCAGCAAGUCCAUGCCCUUUGCGAACUUGGAUCAAUACAAGUACUGGCAUGCCGUGGGCCCGAUGCUGGGGAAGAUGCUUUCCAACGGUGACUACAGUAUUCACAAGCAAUUUGAAUAUCUGUGCAUGUUUGCCCAUGUCAUUGUUCCCAGACUGGGGCCCUUUCCAGGCGAAAAAGACAUAUACAAAUGUCUGCUUGGGGGAACUGGGUCCGUUGAACUCAGCCAAAAUGUCCAGAGACGUGGCCUUACAGCGCGUGUUGCAUUUGAACCCACAAGCUUCAUCGCCAGCACUGGAGCAGAUCCGUUUAAUAGGCUCACAGUGCACGCCACUCUGGCAGAGCUAAGGACACUUGGAUCUGCAAAUGUUGACAUGGAACUCCAUCAACAGCUCAUCAGUGAGCUGACCUUGACAGACCGAGAGGAGAGACUCAUGACUAUUGAACAGAUCUCCAACACUGCGUGGAAGACACAAGUACUCCUUGCUUUGGACUUGAGUACAACAGGCAUUACUGUCAAGGAGUAUCUUUAUCCUGGACUCAAGGCAUCCUUAACAGGACGAAGUGUGGCUGAUCUUUGCUUCUCUGCUAUCAGAAAAGUGGACAAGCAAGGGCUCUUUGAUGCUCCCUGUAGGGCUAUUGAGCAUCAUCUGCAAGAGCAGGGCCACAAAGACCUCUACUUUUUGUCCUGCGAUCUCAUUGAUCCAGCAAAGACCAGGUUCAAGGUAUACAUGAGCGAGCUAGACAUGAGACUAGCAAAGCUCGAGGAGCACUGGACAAUGGGUGGAGCUCUCAUUGGUGACGAGAUAACGCUUGGCCUGCAAAUGCUGCGUGAGCUGUGGGUGGACUUUGGCAUUAUUGAGGGCAUGCGGACGGAACCUGAGCGGCCAAUUCUUCCAGGAGAUCCCCAAACAAUCGUUCCAUACAUCAUGAACUACGAAAUAAACCCCGGCGAGCCAUUGCCGACGCCGAAGUUCUAUUUCCCCUUGGUUGGGAUUUCCGAGCUGAAGAUCGCCGAUGUCCUCACUACUUUCUUUGAACGCUACGACAUGCCCGAGCAGGCUGCAGUAUAUCGGGAGAAUCUGCAAACAUACUACACAAAUUUGGCUGUUGCAACUGACCACCAGGCGUGGCUAUCAUUCUCCUACACAAAGAAGAAGGGGCCAUACCUCACCAUGUACUAUCACUAG